This is a messenger RNA of Populus nigra (black poplar), 4909 nucleotides long. RefSeq lists its product as uncharacterized. The record is from RefSeq and is a predicted model, not a curated record. Bases 3609 to 4676 code for a protein of 355 amino acids. The transcript has 3 exons. NCBI's taxonomy places the organism in Eukaryota, Viridiplantae, Streptophyta, Magnoliopsida, Malpighiales, Salicaceae.
GCUAAGGUGUACUUGCUGGUUUGUUGGAAGGCUGCUUUCAAUCAAUUUUGACUUCAUGGUAUGCACCAAUCAUUUUAUAUAUAGCAGGUUGCUGGUUCUUGAUGUGAAGGGCGGUAGACAUGGGAUGUUGGCUUUUUGUAUGCCAAAUCCCAACCAGUCAACUCAGUACUUAGGUUGCUAACUGAUCCAUAACCGAGUCAUUGCCCCUAAUUGACUCUGCUGGCGUAGGGCUUACAAUAAGGAGAAAAGGGUAGGGUUUUAUUUUUGCAGGGACGAAGUCCCUUAUGAUCCUUACCGGUUAGCUUACCAGAACCCUGUUUUAUGGAGAGCCAUCCAUUUUUGCUCCAGAAAGCAGCCUAGAGGUUGCCAUUCUUCAAUGUUUAUUGAAGAUACUACACCAUCUAGUUGCAGACACAUGGUCCCUUUUAAGGGUGGUACAAAAAGAGAGACUGAAGUGAUAUCCUAGCCCAACCUCGCCCUAGGAUAGUAAAUUUAGGUGUGUAGAAGCAUCUGUGCCACUGUAAUUUGAUUGCCAUGCUUGUCUAAGCGAUAGAUCAUCUACUACUAUGCGUCUGAUUAAUUUCAAGUUGAUUUUGAUGUAGGAAAAAGACUCGGUGACACAAAUCAUAUCAUAUAUGAGGUACAUGAUGUUUCUGAAAGUGUUUUAGUAUUUGUUUUUUAAAAUAUUUUUUAUUAAAAAUAUAUUAAAAUAAUAUAUAUAUUUUAAUUUUUUUUUAAUAUCAACAAAUCAAAUAAUUCAAAAACAAUAACAAUAAAAAAAUUAUUUUUUAAAAAACUAUGUUUGACACAAUUCCAACCUCCCUAACUCCAUAAUUCAUUUUUGAAAAAUAUUAAAAAAAAUAAUAAAUCUCUAAAGAAAAUAAAUAAGCCUAAUAUAUAAAAGUAUAAUAACAAGAUGGCCAAAUCCAAAUAUUAUGAAUUAAAAACCUUUUCGGAAAAAAAUAAAAAGAAAAAGAAAAAGAAAAGGAGGAAAAAACUCAAAAUUUAUAGUUAAAGAAACUAAAAAAAAAAAAACUUUUAAUGGUUACAAUAGAGAGGAGAUAAUAGAAAACUUAUAUUGUACAAUUACAAGGAAACGCUUAUAUUAUUAUUCAAGUAAUUUAAAUGAAUGUAUGUGGUAAUGCUUUAAUAUCAUAUUUGAAAAUGAAUUUUUCAAGUAAUAACACUGAGAAAUAAGUAUUAUCUUUGAUACACAGAAACUAUUAAUCUACAAUACUUAAUUAAAAUAUCCAUGCUAACAGAGAAUAGUUAAUUUAUAUACACAUAGUAUUCUAUAUAUCUAGUUAGUGAGAGAAAAACUAAUAUGUAGUGAUUGAUCAUCUCAUAAUAAUCGAGGACACAAACCUCACUUGUUAUCUAAGGUAAUAACUUUAUCUGAUCUCUUACAUAUAUUUUAUUAUCAUAUUUUAUUAUGCUUAAUGUUAGUGUGUGUAUCUAAUUUAGUUCUUAUACUUAUAAAUAGUUAAAAUAUGUAUUAAAUGUUAUUUCUUUACUGAUCAGUUGGUUGAACUCGUCUAUUUAUUUUAAUAUUAUUUUAGGUUCUUAGUUUUUGUUAGGAAGUUGACUUUUGAUCGAGAGUUACUGCUACUUUAUUUAUUGGUAUACCUUAUUUAUUUAUGCGAGAUUUUUGUUAUUUGUUGUGUUUCAAUAUCUUAUACGUUGUUUUCAUUAAAGUUAAGAUUUUUAUUUCGAAGAUUGAAUUUUAUUUAAUAUAAUAAAUAUUUUGAAUUAUAAAUUGUUUUAUUAAUUUUAAGAAAUAUUUAAAAGAAUAUAAAAUUCUGCGUAAAUUUUAUAAUAUAUAUGUUAUAAGGUUUAACCUAGGCAAUAUAGGUGAGGGGUUAUCGCUCCUACGUUGCCGUACCGGGAUUGGAUAGUGACAAAAAAAAUAAAAUAAUUGUUUCAAUUUCAAGGUGGAAAAGAAAAACAAAGGUUAGGCAAUCAGGAGGAGAGAGUGUUGUUUAAGUUUUGCAGUCCUUGUCAAGCUGAGCUUUGAGGAAAGUGGUAUUCUGAUUACUUUAAUAUCUGGGAAGAGUUAUUUAAUGAUUCUUUUCAAUUAAUGUGGAGGAUGAAAUGGAGUAAUGAGAUUAUUGCAAUAUUUAUUUUUUCUUCAACAAAGUAGUUGGCUCACCAGAAAUGGUGGGACUGGGUCUACGGCAGCGCAUCGCAAGCUAGCCUGGAAGCACAACAUUUUCCACUAAUUUCAUAUAUAAUCAUGUAAUUAGAGGAAAUGCAUCUGUAUAUAUUAUCUUAAGGUCCAUUUGCAGAUUAUUUUAAGUUUCUCUUUUCUUGGGACUUUGUCUCUAUGGAACUACUCCGUUCAGGCAUCUAAGGGCGGCAUUUUCUACCUCUAAAGACAUUGAAUAUACCGGAUUGGAAAGUAUCAAAAUACUUUUUGUUGGUUUCUUCGGCUCCAAGGGCCUCCAAAACCCUACAAUUUUCUAGAGCAAUUGUUCAUCUAAUCCAUAGGAUGCGGCUCUAGCUAGCUGAAGGCUACUGACAACACUAACUUGGCUGAUAUCGAUAAUUGGAUAUGCCCAUAUUGCUGGUUUAUGUUUAAUACUGAUUUAUGAUCUUUUUCAACACCCACAGGGUAGUUUCCUGCCAUUAAAAAACAGUACCAAGUUCUAAUGAAGGUCAUCAGAAACUUUUAUAGAAUUCAGAUACUGUCCUUUAAAUGGCUUGCAAAUUGCAACAGCCUUGAUUUCAAGCCAAGUUUCUACGUUAACUAAAUGUUCCUAAAUGGUCACUUUCCACUAAAGAUUAAAGAAUUUAGAGGCUGAUGUUUCAUCCCAAUUGAAUAUAUUAAUUUUUGCAGUUUGUUGCCACUCUAUCAUCAUUUGAGAAUUCAUUUUUUUUCCCUUCUGCUUGUUUAUCCUUGAGUUGGAUUGAUAGAGGCGAGGAAGUUGAGCAAAAUUAAUGGUAUAAUCAAGGUUUAUUCGAAAUACUUAUACUAACUAAUGAUCACAUGACAUGUAUUAAUCUUGCAUAAGAUCAUACAAUUACAAUCAUUAUUAAAAUACCAAUUGGGAACAACUGUUGAUGAUGGUUUCCAGUUUUAGAACAUUGCUCUUGUCAUUGUCAGCAUGCCCUUCAUUAUUCUUUUUUUUUAAUAUAUAAUUUCUUUAAUUUAUUACAUUAAGAUCCAAGUUUGCAACAAGAAAUAUUUUAGUCAGUUUGGCUUUGUCUUCUCUUCACACCUCCCUCUAAUUUCUUACACCAAAUCCCCUACUUGCUUCUCCUAUUCCUAUAGUGAUCACUUUGGUUUCUUCGAUUCUCCUACACAGAUCCUUUUUUUUCCUCUCAGAGGUUUUGACCACUUUGGUUUCUGAUUCUCAGUCUCCCUUGGUCCUUUCUUUCCAUGGUUUUACCUUUGUUUCGUAAUUUUUCCAUAUUGACACAUACUUUAACAGCCUUUGCAGAUAUAAGUUUUUGUCGUGGCGUUUUUGAAAGACUUCUAUACAUAUACUUCCAUUUGUCUCUCAAUUUUAUCCCCCGUCUUUCUCAGAUAUUCGAGUUUUGGUGACUGGUCCAGAAAGAAAUCCUUUUCAAGUUUAAGAUAGAAAUUGGUUUGGAUAAUUGGUACUGUUAUGGGUAGGAACACUGAAGGAGAGGUUCUUUACAGUGCAGGAUCGAAGGCCAUGGUGGAAGGUCAACCUAAAAAAUCUCUUUUUGCAUCUAUAACAAAACAUGAAGUCGAAAAUGGCAGGUCAAGCAGUAUGAUUUUGAAGAAAGCACAUACUGUAGUUCCUGCACAUAUCUUGGCAGAAGCAAUAUCGACAAUCCGUGGUCUUGACCUCAGAUGGUCAGGUCCAAUAACAACAACAGAAAUGCAAUAUGUUGAGCAGUAUGUCUUGGCGAAGUACCCCCAAUAUGCUGGCUUUAUCGGAGAGAAGGUAGAUCUCUCUACUCUUUGUAUCAACGAAGAGAUCUCAGAGCCUUCACCCGACGACAAGAACAAGUCACCUAGGACUGGUCUUAGAGAGGUCUCCACACCAUCCUUUGGAAGCAAUCACCCUGACUUGGAUAGAACCCAGUUAGAGCCAUCUAGACUGCUUGAUAUUCUUACAGAGAAAUCCUCAUUUCCAGGGAGUUUUGUAUCGAUACCAGAAAUCCAAGCUCAGCACAAGGUUCUGAGGCACUGUGGAUUACCUGAUGAUGAGUAUCUUGUCCUUUUCACUCAAAACUACAAAGAUGCAAUGAUGUUAGUAGGAGAGAGCUACCCUUUCUUCCGAGGGAACUUCUACAUGACUGCUAUCGGGGAAGAAAUGGAUUACGUAAAGGAAUUCGCCAGUUACAAGGAAUCAAAAGUGAUCCCGACACCAGAGAAUUGGUUGAAUUUGAGAAUCAAGGGAUCACAGCUUAGCCAGUAUUUUAGAAGGAAGUGCAAGCACUGUCCUAAGGGGUUAUUCUCAUACCCAGCUGAUGUGAAUGGAACUCGCUAUUCGAUGCAUUGGGUAUCCGAAGCCCAUCGGAACUCAUGGCAUGUUCUGCUGGAUGCAACCGCCCUGGUCGUCGGGAAGGAUAGGUUGAAUCUUUCACUUCACAGGCCUGACUUUGUGCUGUGCAGUCCUGACAAUACCCCUGCUAAUCCUUCUACAAUCACAUGCCUUCUUGUUAGGAAGAAAUCUUUUGAUACUACAACAGCUUCAUCUUAGCUCAAAGAUUAAGAAGAGGUGUUCGUUUGUGAAUAUUGAAUAUGUUUAGACUGGUUAAUUAAGGAACAUCAACACAUGUCUCCGCCUUGGCAUCUGAAAUUAGUAGUCUGAUUUGGUUAAUUAUAGCCUGUCAUCAUUGAAUAAUCUUUCAGUCUAUGAAUAAUCCUAGGCAUCGAAUAGAAAUAGAUAGGUGUAUUAUGGAAAAUAAAGAAACUCGAUUUUUCCUUGAUUUA